Argentina anserina (silverweed cinquefoil) is the source of this 802-nucleotide messenger RNA. RefSeq lists its product as uncharacterized. The transcript has a single exon. The record is from RefSeq and is a predicted model, not a curated record. Gene Ontology annotation, cellular component: cytochrome b6f complex. Lineage: Eukaryota; Viridiplantae; Streptophyta; Magnoliopsida; Rosales; Rosaceae. The coding region runs from base 158 to 535 and encodes 125 amino acids.
GAUUAUCACUAAUUCUCCAGCAUACACUACACAAAUAGGAAAACAAGAGUUCCUCUUCAUACUUCUCAUUUCCUUCAAUUUUCAUUCUCAAAUUCAAUCUUUUUCUAGCGUCUAAAUCCUUCUACUCUUUCUUUUCUUCCUUACACAACUCCUCACAAUGGCAACAUCCUCAGCAACACUCUCACCAGCCAUAUUGACCACCACAGCCACAGUUGCCAAAUCUGUGAGGAAGCCAGCAAACAGAGUCCACUACAUUUCAGGGCUCAACUCAUUUUCUGGACUCAAAGCUCACAACACUGUUGCCUCUCUUGGUCUGCCUCAGUGCACUGACCAGUCCUUUGCCAACAUUGUCAGCUCCUUGAGAGCUCCUUCACAGAACCAAGGCAGAGGUGGAGGUGCACUUUCUUCUACCUGCAAUGCCAUUGGUGAGAUUUUCAAGAUUGCUGCAAUCAUGAAUGGACUCACUCUUGUUGGGGUUGCAGUGGGAUUCGUACUUCUUCGAAUCGAAGCCUUUGUGGAGGAGUCAGAUGAGUGAGAAUUCUCAGAUACCCUUUAGUUGGAUUUAUCUGUUGUUUGUGAAAAUCGUAUCCGUGUAUCAUUUCAUUGUCAUAUGAUGUAACAAUGGCUUUGCAUUUGCUUCUUCUUAACUGAGUUGGAUAUCUCAGCCAAACUAGCAAUAUGAAUCCAAUCUAAAAUGUAAUAAGCACAAGAGGUCAUAUGAACAGCAGCUUACUUGGUGACAAAACUAUAUAAUACAAUUCCAAUGGUUAAGCAAACCGGCCAGUUCCUAUAAUAAGAAUUG